Molecule: messenger RNA, 1479 nt
Organism: Engraulis encrasicolus (European anchovy)
Lineage: Eukaryota; Metazoa; Chordata; Actinopteri; Clupeiformes; Engraulidae
Gene: nosip
Product: nitric oxide synthase interacting protein
Exons: 10
Coding region: 119-1087 (322 amino acids)
Cellular component (GO): nucleus
Molecular function (GO): ubiquitin protein ligase activity
Source: RefSeq, a predicted model, not a curated record
UACCUAAAUGCCUGGGAUUGCAGAACCCAUGUCAAUCGAGACAUAGAUGAACUAUUAAACUCGGGGGAAGAGGAAUCAUUUGUAAAGGAAUAGUACUUGUCUCUCAGACUGUACUGCAAUGACCCGCCACGGGAAGAACUGCACCGCAGGUGCCGUUUACACCUAUCACGAGAAGAAGAAGGACACAGCUGCAUCCGGGUAUGGAACUCAAAGUGUUCGCUUGGGGAAAGACUCCAUCAAGGAUUUUGACUGUUGUUGCCUCUCACUUCAGCCAUGCAGAGAUCCUGUCGUUACCCCUGAUGGAUACUUGUAUGAAAAAGAAGCCAUCUUGGAGUACAUCCUGCACCAAAAAACUGAAAUCGCCAAGAAAAUGAAGGCCUAUGAGAAGCAGAAGAAGGCCCAGCGCAGUGAGAACCAACUGGAGGCCACCUCGGGGCAAAGGGAGUGCGUGGCGAACUUUAAGAAGAAUGAGGGCAGCAUCGUCUCCAAGCCCAUCAACCCCUUCACCUCAGGCAAAGAGGGAGCUGCCCAGAACGGCUCCGCAGGUCCAUCCGGGUCAGCAGGCGGUUCUGACUCAGCCGUGGCAGGUUCCAGCUCUGGGUCCAGCAGCAGCAGCAGUUCAGCCUCUUCCUCAGCCUCAGCCUCUUCCUCAGCCCUGCCCAGCUUCUGGAUCCCUAGCCUCACACCAGAGGCCAAGCCCACCUUGAUCAAGAAACCAGAUAAGAGCGUGCUGUGUCCUAUGUCUGGGAGACCCCUGAAGAUGAAUGAGCUGAUCACGGUGCGCUUCACUCCCCUGGACCCCUCUCUGGAGAGGGUCCAGUUAAUCACAAAACAGGACCGGUACGUCUGUGCCGUUACCAAGGACACGUUGGGGAACUCUGUUCCGUGUGCUGUGCUCCGUCCCUCAGGCGCUGUGGUGACACUGGAGUGUGUGGAGAAACUGAUUCGGCAAGACAUGAUCGACCCAAUCAAUGGAGAAAAGCUGAGAGAAAAGGACAUCAUUGUCUUUCAGAGGGGAGGAACAGGCUACGCCGGAUCGGGAGUGUCUCUGAAGGCAAAGGAGGCCCGCCCUGUCAUGCAGGCGUGAGGGUCGCACUCAGCCACGGAGGAUGAGAGCUGGAGAGAGAAGCCGUUUGAGCAGAGGUGUAGGUGGUGUAGGUGUCAUUGCAAACACCCUCUUAGGAGUUAGGGGUCAACCGUGUCAGGACAAACACCCCUAUUCAGGUGUCACAGUGUCAGUACAAACACCCUUUCCUUUACCGUCUCACGGUUUCCUGUUUGCACUGUGGAACUCACUGUUGCACCAUACAGGAUGUUGUGGGUUUGUUUGUUUGUUUAUUUACUUUGUCUUUGGCUGUUUAUUUCAGUGCAUUUUUUAAAUAUAUACAAAUAUCAUACAUUCAUGCAUUCAAAAACAUACAAAGUAUUUUUUUCUUUUUUUAAAAUAAAGGGACAGUCCAGUCCUGUUGCAAACAUAAA